GGGGGUUGUAGUUGACACUUAACUACUUAACUGUAGGGAUGGGCUCACUGAUUCCUGAUUGGUUUUACAUUUCAUCCUUCUUUUUUCCCCUCCUAUCCUUCCUUCUUUUCUGUUUCUGUCUCUGACCCCAGGGGAGGGGAAACGGGAAUAGUGAGAGAUCAAAAAUAAACCUCUUAUGUCAAAGCCGGGAAGGAAUAUAAAUACGAAAGGCUCGGCAGCCCACUCGGUGCUUCCAGAGAAAGGAGGCGACCGAACCGGACAGCGCGGAGGACACACGCUUGCUCGCCGCCCUGGGCGCCAGCUGCUCAAGCUCUGCUAGGUUAGCUGACGGGCGCUGGAGGAGCGGGCUGCGCGAACCAGAGGGGCCGCCAGGGGACCGCGGCGCCUGCUGCCGCUGGCCGAGUGGGCCUCCCCAUCUGAUUGAUCAUUUUUCCUGGAGAGAGCGGCCCGGCCGCCUUGGGCCACCAGCACCUGCCCGCGCGCGGCUGCCUUCUUCGCUCCCCCGCGCUCUGCAGCCUUCUGCCCCCAUGCUCCGAGACCCCACCGCCGCCCGGUGGCCGCCCCUCCUGCUAUUGCUGCUGCUCUUGCAGCUGCGGCCGCCGCCACUCGUCUGCGGCGCUCCGGCGGGGCCGGGAACCCGGGCACAGGCCUCGGAGCUGGUGGUGCCCACUCGGUUGCCGGGCAGCGCGAGCGAGCUCGCCUUCCACCUGUCCGCCUUCGGCCAGGGCUUCGUGCUGCGCCUAGCGCCCGACGCCAGCUUCCUGGCUCCCGAGUUCAAGAUCCAGCACCUUGGGGGCUCGGGCGCGGCGGCCGGGGACGAGCCAGGACUGCGCGGCUGCUUCUUCUCGGGCACUGUGAAUGGGGAGCUGGAGUCGCUGGCGGCGGUGAGCCUGUGUCGCGGGCUAAGCGGCUCAUUUUUGCUGGCAGGCGAGGAGUUCACCAUUCAGCCGCAGGGCGCUGGGGACUCUCUGGACCAGCCGCACCGCCUGCAGCGCUGGGGGCCGGGGCAGCGCCGCGAGGACCCCGGGCUCGCCGCCGCCGAGGUCUUCCCCCUCCCUCAAGGAGUGGAGUGGGAGAUGGAGAUGGGUGAGGGGCAGAGGCAGGAGAAAAGUGACAACGAAGAGGACAGGGAGCAGGACAAAGAAAGGUUGAGCAAAGAGACAGAAGACUCCCGCGAACUGCCACCACCCUUCGGAUUCAAAACUAGGAGUAAGAGGUUUGUGUCCGAGGCUCGCUUCGUGGAAACACUACUGGUGGCUGAUGCGUCCAUGGCUGCCUUCUAUGGGACCGACCUGCAGACCCACAUCCUCACAGUGAUGUCAAUGGCAGCCCGAAUCUACAAGCACCCGAGCAUCAGGAACUCCAUCAACCUCGUGGUGGUUAAAGUGCUCAUAGUGGAAGAGGAAGGAUGGGGCCCCGAGGUGUCAGACAACGGCGGGCUCACGCUGCGCAACUUCUGCAGCUGGCAGCGGCGCUUCAACAAGCCUAGCGACCGCCACCCGGAGCACUACGACACCGCCAUUUUGUUCACCAGACAGAACUUCUGCGGGAAAGGAGAGCAGUGUGAUACGCUGGGGAUGGCAGACGUUGGCACCAUCUGUGACCCCAACAAGAGCUGCUCAGUGAUCAAGGACGAGGGGCUGCAGGCAGCCUACACCUUGGCCCAUGAACUAGGGCACGUUCUCAGCAUGCCCCAUGAUGAUUCUAAGCCCUGUGUGAGGCUGUUUGGGCCCAUGGGCAAGUACCACAUGAUGGCACCAUUCUUCAUCUACGUGAACAAGACGCUGCCCUGGUCUCCCUGCAGUGCUGUUUACCUCACAGAGCUCCUGGAUGACGGUCACGGAGAUUGUCUCCUGGAUGCCCCCACCUCGGUCCUGCCCCUUCCCACAGGCCUCCCAGGCCACAGCACCCUCUAUGAGCUGGACCAGCAGUGCAAGCAGAUCUUUGGGCCUGAUUUCUGCCACUGCCCCAACACCUCUGUGGAGGACAUCUGCGUUCAGCUCUGGUGCCGUCAUCAGGAUAGUGAUGAGCCCAUUUGCCACACAAAGAAUGGCAGCCUGCUCUGGGCUGAUGGUACACCCUGUGGCCCCAAGCACCUAUGCCUGGACGGCAGCUGUGUGCUCAAGGAAGAAGUGGAGAAUCCCAAGGCUGUGGUAGAUGGAGACUGGGGUCCAUGGGGACCCUGGGGAGAAUGUUCUCGCACCUGUGGAGGAGGAAUACAGUUUUCCAACCGUGAGUGUGAUAAUCCAGUGCCUCAGAAUGGAGGAAGAUUUUGCCUGGGAGAGAGAGUCAAGUACCAAUCAUGCAACACAGAGGACUGUCCACCGAAUGGAAAAAGCUUCAGGGAGCAGCAGUGUGAGAAAUACAAUGCCUACAACCUCACUGACCUGGAUGGGAAUUCCCUUCAGUGGGUCCCCAAAUAUUCAGGAGUGUCCCCCCGAGACCGAUGCAAGCUGUUUUGUAGAGCCCGGGGGAGGAGUGAGUUCAAAGUGUUUGAAGCCAAGGUGAUCGAUGGCACUCUGUGUGGGCCGGAUACUCUGUCCAUCUGUGUCCGGGGGCAAUGCGUCAAGGCUGGCUGUGACCAUGUGGUGAACUCACCUAAGAAGCUGGACAAGUGCGGGGUGUGUGGAGGCAAAGGCACUGCCUGUAGGAAGGUCUCCGGUUCCUUCACCCCCUUCAGUUAUGGCUACAAUGACAUUGUCACCAUACCAGCUGGUGCCACAAACAUUGAUGUGAAACAACGGAGCCACCAAGGGAUCAGGAAUGACGGCAGCUACCUGGCCCUGAAGACAGCCAAUGGGCAGUACCUGCUCAAUGGCAACCUGGCCAUCUCUGCCAUAGAGCAGGACAUCUUGAUGAAGGGGACCAUCCUGAAGUACAGUGGCUCCAUGGCUACCCUGGAGCGGCUACAGAGCUUCCAGGCCCUACCUGAGCCCCUGACAGUGCAGCUCCUGACUGUGCCUGGUGAGGUCUUCUCCCCCAAAGUCAGAUACACCUUCUUUGUUCCCAAUGACAUGGACUUCGGCAUGCAGAAUAACAAAGAAAGAGCAACCACCAACAUCAUCCAGUCAUUGCCAUACGCAGAGUGGGUGCUGGGGGACUGGUCUGAAUGUCCUAGCACUUGUGGAGGUAGCUGGCAGAGGCGGACUGUGGAAUGCAGGGACCCCUCAGGUCAGGCCUCUGACACCUGUGACGAAGCUCUGAAACCUGAGGAUGCCAAGCCCUGUGGAAGUCAGCCAUGUCCCCUGUGAUCCCCUUGGUGGAACUGCCUUAGGCUUAUGGACUUGGGCUACUGGGGUAUAGACAAGGGUCCUCUCUGAGGUGUUACUACAUAUCAAGAUGGCAUGGCCCUUCUAGGCCUCCUGUUACUGCAGCCCCUUGGAUACUGCCUAAUUCAUAAGGAAGAGGAGAAGAGGGUAUGAGGAUGACAGAUCCUAAAAGUUGACUGUCUAGUGGACUGGACUUUGCUUAUGUUCAAGUAGAAGGUAUAGGUUAAAAGGAAAAGUGCACUUAUUGAUCCAAAUGUGAGAUUUCGGAGCCAGCCUCUUUGCAAAGGACUAGAAAAGUUAAAUGAAAAAGAAGAAAUCUGUUCUAUUUUGGUUUCCCCAAUAAUUAAUCUACCUCAUAGCAGGGGGGAAAUUAGUGAAUGGGAGGUAUAAGGCCAGGUGUUAAUGGUGAAUGUCAAAGCAAGCUCCAGAGCUGUCUUGAGCUAUCUUCAGAAAUGACCAUGGCUGUCUUCGGUGUUAAAAAUCUGUUGUGUAAAGAGUGAUGGCGUCCAUCACAGGGUUGUAGAGAGCCACUUGUCCUCAGGCUUCCACCUGCUGGGGAGGACCCAUUUCAAGUAUUUAUACAAAUAUGUCUCUGAACUAAAGUGUGAUCUUAUUAUGCCAAUGAAAUUGUCUAGUCUGGCUCAUUGUUUCUCUGGAAAGGGCAAAGACCCAGCACUCAAGACAAUGAUUAAAACUAGCUUACCUGGAACGCACAUGGGGCAGCUGCCAUCUUCCCUGGGUAUCUUCAACUUUCAGUAAGCUGGUGAAGCCUUUGGCUCUGGUAGGCCUGCUAAAUGUAACUUGUGUGAGCAGCUGUUUAUCUCUGUUAUCCACACCAGUGGUUCUCAAACCCCAGUGCCUC
Molecule: messenger RNA, 4131 nt
Organism: Acomys russatus (golden spiny mouse)
Lineage: Eukaryota; Metazoa; Chordata; Mammalia; Rodentia; Muridae
Gene: Adamts8
Product: ADAM metallopeptidase with thrombospondin type 1 motif 8
Exons: 9
Coding region: 528-3251 (907 amino acids)
Biological process (GO): proteolysis; extracellular matrix organization
Molecular function (GO): metalloendopeptidase activity; zinc ion binding
Source: RefSeq, a predicted model, not a curated record